AAUGAUACUGAAUAAAUAUUUGUGGUUAAAGUUUUUCGAAAUAAUUCAGGCAAAUGAAUAAAAAUGAUUCCAUGAGUAGAUAUGGACCACUCGUCGGUGCUAUUGAUGAAGGCACUAGCAGUGCUAGAUUUUUGGUAUUUGCUGCGGAGACAGCUGAAGUAUUAACGUAUCAUCAAAUUCCAAUAAGUCAGACUUGUCCAAAGGAAGGAUGGGUUGAACAAGAUCCCAUAGAAAUCUUAAACGCAGUGAGAGAAUGUCUUCGUCAAACUGUAUUUAAUUUAGAACAAUUAACUAUAGAUCCGAGUGAUAUUGUUGCUAUUGGUAUAACUAAUCAAAGAGAAACAACUGUUGUAUGGGAUUCUGUUACAGGAAAACCAUUGUAUAAUGCAAUUGUAUGGAUGGAUAUGAGAACUACUUCUAUAAUAGAUGACAUGUUAAAAGGAAUAUGGAAUCGAAACAAAAACUAUCUAAAGUCACUCUGUGGUUUACCUAUUAGCCCUUAUUUUAGUGCAUUAAAAUUAAAAUGGUUACUUGAAAAUGUACCAGAAGUUCAAGAAGCCUUAGCCAAAGAUCAAUGUAUGUUUGGGACAAUAGAUUCCUGGCUAAUUUGGAAUUUAACUGGAGGAGUAAAUGGUGGUGUUCAUACUACAGAUGUUACUAAUGCUUCGAGAACUAUGCUUAUGAAUAUUAGAACAUUACAAUGGGAUCCAAAAUUAUUAUCAUUUUUUCAAAUACCACCAAGUAUUCUGCCACAAAUACGAAGUUCGUCAGAAAUUUAUGGAUAUAUCCAGGAUGAUAUUCUUCAUGGUGUACCAAUAUCUGGAUGUUUAGGAGAUCAACAGUCAGCACUUGUAGGUCAGUUAUGUUUUCAACAAGGACAAGCUAAAAGUACAUACGGUACUGGGUGCUUCCUUUUGUACAAUACAGGCACUGCUAUCGUAGAUUCAUCUCAGGGUUUAUUAACAACAGUUGCAUAUCAAUUGGGUGCAAAUGCAACACCAGUUUAUGCUCUUGAAGGUUCUAUAGCAAUUGCUGGUGCUGCUAUUAAAUGGUUAAAAAAUAAUCUUGGAAUAUUAUCUAACGCAAAGGAAAGUGAAGCUAUGGCAGAAAGUAUUUCUUCCGAUAAUCAUGUCACUUUCGUUCCUGCAUUUUCAGGUUUAUAUGCACCAUAUUGGAGAAAAGAUGCUAGAAGUGUUAUAUGUGGGCUAACUGAGAGAUCAACAAAUGCUCACAUUGUAAAAGCAGCUUUGCAAUCCGUAUGUUUUCAAAUAAGAGAUGUUUUAGAAGCCAUGAAGAAAGAUACAGGAAUAGUAUUAUCUAAGUUAUUAGUAGAUGGUGCCAUGACUAAUAAUGAUUUAUUAAUGCAAAUGCAAGCCGAUAUAUGUGGUACACCAGUGAUCAGGCCUUUAAUGGCUGAGACAACUGCUCUUGGAGCUGCAAUAGCUGCAGGUAGUGCCGAAGGUAUACGUAAAUGGGAUAUAAAAACAGGAUCAGUUGUACCGAGUGAUAUUUUCUUACCUUCUAUAAAUGAAGAAGAAAGUAAUAUCUUGUACUCCCAAUGGAAAGAAGGUAUUAAGAGAAGUUUAGGAUGGAAAACAAUUACUAAUACAGAUGAUGAUUUUAAAGACUUACAUAAAGCAACAGCACCUGGUGUAUUUAUAAUGGGUACAAUAAUUUUACUUGUCUUUGCAAAGUAUCGAUCAUUCAUGUAAUAGAGGCUUGUAAUUUGUUAGUAUUAAACACUGAUGCAUUUGUGUGAAUUUCCAAGAAAAAUCUAAAUAUUAAAAUGCAUUUAAUGUAAGUAAUGUUAUUCUGUUAUCAAUAAUGUUAUAUUUAAUUUGUUCAAUAUGGAACUAGUCUUCUCGUGUAGUGUUAUUGAUGACCGAAAACAAAUAUGAUGUGGUAUACUUUCAUAUAUAACGCUUGUUAUUUAAUAAAGUAUUACAAAUAUCAUUUGGUUUCUGAAUAAAUCAAAGAAAACAGCUUAUUUUUUUAUUUAAAAUUUAAAUAGAUGU
Molecule: messenger RNA, 2015 nt
Organism: Polistes dominula (European paper wasp)
Lineage: Eukaryota; Metazoa; Arthropoda; Insecta; Hymenoptera; Vespidae
Product: glycerol kinase
Biological process (GO): carbohydrate metabolic process; glycerol-3-phosphate metabolic process
Cellular component (GO): mitochondrion
Molecular function (GO): glycerol kinase activity
Source: RefSeq, a predicted model, not a curated record